This is a messenger RNA of Panicum virgatum (switchgrass), 625 nucleotides long. Its product is annotated as transmembrane protein 205-like. The coding region runs from base 71 to 625 and encodes 184 amino acids. NCBI's taxonomy places the organism in Eukaryota, Viridiplantae, Streptophyta, Magnoliopsida, Poales, Poaceae. The transcript is spliced from 4 exons. The record is from RefSeq and is a predicted model, not a curated record.
AUCACACACACACCCCCCAAUUGUUUCAACUUUUUGUCUUACUGUCUUAGCUAGUGUACGGUCGCCGACGAUGUCGCUUCUUCUAGUGGCGCAGGCAGCCGCCCUGGUUGCCGCCGCCGGCAUUGCAUUUGCCCCCGUGGGGUUCUUGGGCGCCUCGGCGGCGACGACGGUCGUGAAGCUGGCGCACCUUCUCUGCUUCGCCACGUCGUGGGGCACCACCGUCUGGGGCGUCUUCAUCGGCGGCAUCAUCAUGUUCUUGAACCUCCCGAGGCACAUGAUGGGCAACCUGCGCAGGAAGGUGUUCCCGGCGUGCUUCAGGCUGACGGCGGCGUGCACGGCGGCCUCCGCGGCGGCGUUCGCGUGGCUCCACCUCCCGUGGCGGGCAGCUUCGCCCGCCGAGCGCCGGCAGCUCGUGCUCCUCGCCGCGGCCGCCGGGCUCGACCUCGCCAACCUGCUCGUCUUCACCCCCAUCACCAUCGAGGUGAUGUGGCAGAGGCACAAAUUGGAGAGGCGUCUCGGCAUCGGGCGCGUCGGCUCCUUCGAUGGCAUGCGCCGCCCUCGCCGCGCUCAACGGGAGCCUUUGGUGCUUGCACUGCCAUCAGGAGAUAAACAACCUGUGAAGUGA